This is a messenger RNA of Spodoptera littoralis (African cotton leafworm), 3386 nucleotides long. NCBI's taxonomy places the organism in Eukaryota, Metazoa, Arthropoda, Insecta, Lepidoptera, Noctuidae. The record is from the annotation of a GenBank genome assembly.
AACCUGGUCACACAUUCGAAUGUCAUGUUUUUUUUCUGUCAAAAAGUUGUGUUGAUCGGACGAAAACAUUGCACUAUAUUAAGGACAAAAAGAAACUGGAUGUGAUAAUAAUAAAGAAAGAAAAUGUCGUCAUCAAAACAUAAAAACACAGCGAAUCCCGAAGCGUCAUCAUCCAAUGGUCAUGGAUGGUCUCCUCAACAAGCAGCUUUAAUACAUGAAGUGAAAAAAUAUUAUCCCCAUGUUGUUUCUGAAGACCUAAAUAAAGCAGCUAAAAAGCCUUUCUGUAACUGGAGGGCAAUUUCUGAAAAAAUGUGUUUAUCAAGAUCCAUGUGUAGUACUGACUGGUCUCGGAUAAGGAAUAAGUAUACAAAGUUACUAAUCUUACUACAAUCUGGUAAAAUAACACAAGAAGAUAUUUUAAACAACCCAAGUGUACAAAAAUAUUUUGAUGGAUCUCUUAAAUUUUUAAACAACUAUUGUUUGUCAGUCACUGAUGCUGAUCUGCCUGGAUCUAUAAAUAAGUGGGGUAACAACUUAGUUCACAAAAUAGAACAUGGCAAGGUAUUGCAUUCACAAAAAAAUCGGUCAAAAUGUAAAAUAAUUACACAUGAUCAAGUUAAAGAGAUGUUAUCAAAACGAGAAACAGAGAAAAAGGAUGUCAUAAAUAAUGAAGAUGAAGAUAUUUAUUACUUACAAAGAACAAUCCAAAAUAUGAUAAACUACAAAUUAAAUGAAUUUAUCAAUGGUAAUACUAAUACAUUUAAUAAAAAUAACAAGAACACUAAUACUGUUAUAACAAUAGAUUCAGAUUCAGAAGAAAACAUUGAAGGUACUGCAGUAAACUCAGACAGUAAAGUAACAAAUGAUGAUGCUACAGAACAAAAUGACGAAGAUGCCAUUACAAAUGAAACUAUGGCAGUUGGAAGCACAAUAAAUAAAGAUUAUGUAUGGGAAGGAACAAUCCAAAACCUGAUAAACUACAAAUUAGGUGAAGUUAUCAAUGACAAUUCUAAUACACUUAAUAAUAAACUAGGUAAAAAUAAUAAUUCAGAAGAAAACAUUGAAUAUUUGACAGUAUUUAAAAGGACAAUAGACAAAUAUGGUGCUAGGAAAAAAAACUGCAUUUUAGAAAAUAAAAAGAAGGCCAUACCAUUAUUACAUAGAGAAGUGAUGCUGAAAGAUGAUAUUAUUAUAGAAGAAAAUAUCAUGGAUACUAAUACAAAUGAAAGUAUGGGACUUGAAAGCACAAUAAAUACAGAUGAGGAUUAUGAAGACAAUAUACCAUUACAUAAUUUAAAGAGACUUUUAAAUAAACAUAGUGAAGUUAUUAUAUUGGAAGAUGAUAAUAAUGAAGAACAAAUCGAAGAUGCCACUACAAACGAAGCUAUGGAAGUUGAAAGCAGGAAAAACAAAGAUGAUGUAUGGGUAGGUAAAAUUAUAAAUGAAAGAACAAUAAAUGAAUAUGAUGCAUGGAAAGAAAAGAAACCACUAGAAAGUAUAAACUUACAUAGUGAAGUUAUACUAACACAUGACAUUAAGAAAGAGAAUAUUGAAACUAACACUCUAGAUGAAAACGAAAUAAAUAGAGACGAUGUAUGCGAACAAUGGAAAAGGAUGUCUAUGAACUUACAUAGUGAAGUUAUACUGAAAGAUGACAUUAAGGAAGAAAUUGAAGAAGCCACUGCAAAUGAAACUAAGGAAGUUGAAAACACAAUAAAUAAAGAUAAUGCAUGGGAAGGUAACUCUGUAAAAGAAGAUGAUGCAUGCGAAAAAAGUAAAGGGAAUCCUAUAGAUUUACACAGUGAAAUUAUACUGCCAGACGAUAUUAAGGAAGAAAAUACUGAAGAAGAAGCCUCUAUAAAUGUAUCUAUGGAAGUUCAAAGUCCAGUAAACAAAGACGGUGUAUUAGAAGAAAAUAAGAAGAAGGCCAUAAAAUUCUUACAUAGCGAAAUUAUGCUGGAUGAUGAUGUUAAGGAAGAAAAUAUUAUAGUUAACAGUAUAGAUGAAAGAAUGGAGAUUGAAAGUACAAUAAAUGAAGAUGAUCCUUGCGAAAAAAGGAAAUGGAAUCCUAUAGAUUUACACAGUGAAAUUAUACUGCCAGGCGAUAUUAAGGAAGAAAAUAUUGAAGAAGAAGCCUCUAUAAAUGUGUCUAUGGACAUUCAAAGUCCAGUAAACAAAGAUAGUGUAUUAGAAGAAAAUAAGAAGAAGGCCAUGAAAUUCUUACAUAGCGAAAUUAUGCUGGAUGAUGAUGUUAAGGAAGAAAAUAUUAUAGUUAACAGUAUAGAUGAAAGAAUGGAGGUUGAAAGUACAAUAAAUGAAGAUGAUGCUUGCGAAAAAGAUACACCGCCAGAAAGUUCAAAUCUGAUAAAUAAUGUAGAGCAAAAAAUUAAACAGACUUCAAGUACAAGUAAUGACUUGGAAAAUAAUGAAGAAUUUAGUGAUAAAAAGGUUAGAAAGUUCUUCAAAGAACUUUAUUACAUUGUAAGUGUAGAACUGUCUUUAGAAAAACAAGAAGAGUUAAAAUCAAGGAUAAAUGAAGUAAUCAAAAAGGAAGAAUUUAUUAUGACUCCAUAUCAAAAUGAAAGAUUUCUCCUUACUCACUCACUCCUAAGUCAACUAAAUAAAGUAAUGAAUGUUGUUGGCCAAAAUGCUGCAAAGAAACUGCCAAAGCUCAUUGGGAUUUUGAAAACUGUUAAUUUUGUUUGUUGAUUUAACUCAUGGAAAAGAAAAUGUAUGUUCUCUUCUGUGUAAUGUUAUUUUUAAUAUUAAUUAUUAUUAAAAACAAAAUAUUACUUGCAUUUAUAGUAUUUUAUUUUUACCUUUGUCUAUGUCAUAUGAAUAUUUAAUCCUGACAUCAAAAGUCGACUCGAAAAUAAAAAAGAAAAUGUAAUUGAAUGAAAAGGGCACGGACAAAAGUCCGUGGAGAAUAACAAAACUAUAAAGAAAACUCCUGUAGGAUACAUAACAUAACAUCACGCCUUUUAUCCCCGAAGGGGUAGGCAGAGGUGCACAUUAUGCCACUGUACAAUGUUACACCCACUUUUCACUAUUUAUGUUAUGAGUCCCAUAUAAUAGAGGGUGAGCCUAUUGUCAUAUACCGGGCACAAUUCCAGACUUUGCUACUACUGAGAUUUUUUUAAAACCGAGUAAUACUUUGCCCGACCCGGGAAUCGAACCCGAGACCCCUGUCGCACUUGCGACCACUCGGCCAACGAGGCAGGCAGGAUUUAAGUAGGUAUAAUAACUAUCGUGAGACAUACUAAAUUAACUAAAAUCGCGGGUUACUCACGUGAAUAUACUGAGAAAAGGUCUACUAGUUUCGAACCACAGAGGGGUUCUUCCUCAUGAGCAGCGUGCGCGGUCGCGGCGACGUCGCGCAGCUCACG